AUGUAUCGGCUGCUAGUUAGUCUCCUGCUGCUGUUCAGGGUCGAGUGCCUGGAGUUGAGCUACUGCAACCACACCGAGGUGACCCUGCUCCGGGACACGGAGCUCUUGACCACACUUUCGCUGAGGAACUGCACCCUCUCGCACCUGGAGAAUGCCUUCUUUGUGCGUUUCGGUCAUCUUCUUAAGCUGGAGUUGCAGUAUAGCGGACUGAGUGAUCUGGGAGACUUUUCUUUGAAUGGACUGGCCAGAUUGCAGUCCCUCUCUCUGAGCCACAACAAUCUGAGCGCCCUAAGGUCCUGGUCUAGUGAACCCUUGGGGGCUCUUACCUCUCUGGAUCUGAGUUACAAUGCUUUCAGGCGACUAAGGUCCCAAAGUUUCGAGCUAUUUCCCCAACUGCAGCUCCUUGACCUGGGCUCCAAUGAGAUCUCUCAGAUAGAUGAGGAGACCUUUCAAGGUUUAUCCCACUUGAAGCAUCUGCACUUGAAUGGAAAUCUACUGCAGACCAUCGACAGCAGCUUCUUUUUGGGUCUACACCGCCUUGCAAGUCUGUCCCUUCAGCGUAAUCUAAUAGAGAGCAUAGAAAUGGACGCAUUCGAGACCAAUACACACCUGCGAAGCCUUCGUCUGGAUGAAAAUCUUCUCACAAGCCUUCUAUUUCUCAGCCAGCGAGGUCUGGCACGUCUCGUUCACCUGAAUCUGUCGAAUAACCAAGUGAAGAGCUUGGAACCACAGGGAUUUUCAAAGAACUUUGAACUCCAGAGCCUGGACUUGAGCUACAAUCAAUUGAUAAAUCUUACAAAGGAAGCCUUAUCGGGCCUGGACUCAUUGGAGCGUCUCAACAUCAGCCACAAUUCUAUAGAAGUUGUGGAUACAGACAGUCUGGAGGCGCUCGUCAGUCUUCUGCAAAUAGACGUGAGCUUUAAUCAACUGACAUCGCUCCCAGAGACAUUGUUCAAUGCCAACACUCAGCUGGAGGAGAUUAUGUUUGGUCACAACCUAAUCGGACAUCUGUCGUCACUCGUCUUAGCCCGGCAAAGUCACUUGCGGUACAUUCAGUUUACCGGAAAUGCACUUUCUGAUGCAGUCUUCCUGCAACGGCUGCCUGCAUCCUUGAACCGCCUCUCUCUCUAUGUGGAUCUUAGUUCAAAUCGCCUGAGAUCGAUUGAUCUGAACAGUUCGCAUCAGCUGAAAUAUUUGAAUUUGGCGGACAAUAGCUUCAAUUGUGCCUGGUUGAUCGAAAACUUGGUGAGAGAGCUGCCCAGCUCCGUGAACUUUGCUCGUCCUUGGUCCGUGCUGAAUGGUUGGAGGGAUGACUUUAACAACAUCAACGGAGUGGACUGCGCUGAAGGAGAAACCAAUCGUUCGAUUAUAUUACUGAAUGCCUCUGAGGUUUCUCUGUACAAGACCAGCAAAUGUGAAUGCGAACAAACUUAUGACGAGACGAAUCCUUCGCCGCCUCCUCUUACCUGGCCAAAGAUACCCACGGAUCGAUUUGAUUCACGAUCGGUGAUCAUUUGGAUGCUGGUGGCCAUUGCCUUGGCUUUUGCAGGACUUCGUUGGUUGCGACGUUUUGUCGAUCGAAAUGAAAGCAGGAAAGGAGGGAUGAAGGCGCUGAAUAAUAUGGUUUUUAAGGAUUUAAAUAUUUGUGCACUUUUCAGGUCAAGUCCUGACACCUUUCUUUGGUAGUCAAAAUGUACUUCAGUGAGACAAAACUAAGACACUUGAUAUGUCAUUGAGUUUACAGAGCUGUUCGAAACCGAAAAAUAAAAAUAUAAUACUUUUACUAUAUACAAAAUAAUAUAACUAACUAAUUAUCUUCAAUAUUUAUAAAUAUUCAAUCAAAUAUACUAAAAGAUUUUACACACAAACAGAUUAUAAAUGCUUUUAAAGUGUAUAGUAAAGUAUAUAGUAAAAUC
This is a messenger RNA of Drosophila serrata, 1916 nucleotides long. RefSeq lists its product as uncharacterized. Gene Ontology annotation, molecular function: protein binding. NCBI's taxonomy places the organism in Eukaryota, Metazoa, Arthropoda, Insecta, Diptera, Drosophilidae. The record is from RefSeq and is a predicted model, not a curated record.